GACUUGGUUUAAUUUCUCCAUGGGGUUUUGUGCAUAAAUCGAAGCUAUUCAAAAAGCAAUAUGAACAAAAUUUAUUGAAUUUACAACAUGACAAAUCUAAUGAAAAAGUAAACCUUAUUACCGAAGAACAUGAAAAUCUCUCAAUUCAGAAACGACUUGAUGAUUUAGAAAAACGUGCUGAACAUUUGGAAAGAAUUAACAAUUAUUAUAGAGAACAUAUUAUCGAUACUUCAUUAAUAACUUCUAUUAAACCCGAUUUAUCUCCUCUUAAUACGGAAUAG
Racocetra persica is the source of this 281-nucleotide messenger RNA. The record is from the annotation of a GenBank genome assembly. NCBI's taxonomy places the organism in Eukaryota, Fungi, Glomeromycota, Glomeromycetes, Diversisporales, Gigasporaceae.